Elgaria multicarinata webbii is the source of this 2309-nucleotide messenger RNA. Its product is annotated as epidermal differentiation-specific protein-like. Gene Ontology annotation, molecular function: structural constituent of eye lens. Bases 176 to 1234 code for a protein of 352 amino acids. The record is from RefSeq and is a predicted model, not a curated record. NCBI's taxonomy places the organism in Eukaryota, Metazoa, Chordata, Lepidosauria, Squamata, Anguidae. Gene Ontology annotation, biological process: lens development in camera-type eye; visual perception. The transcript has 3 exons.
UAGGAGUCUUUGAGGGAGUGCUCCUGUUCAGGGUUCCAGCUAGGCAGUCAUGCCCUGAUCCAGGAUAUUCUUUGACAUCCUCCCAUCCCUGUUUCCCACACUUAAUAUUCUAAUCUCAGACUCAAGACAAGACAAACUUUUUGAUUCUCACUUCUUUCGACCUGCAGAGAUCUCAAUGUCCUGCAAAGAGCCCAUCAUGAAUAAGAUAAUUGUGUAUGACAAGGCUAAUUUUGAGGGGCUCAGCAAAGAAUUUGCCUGCGACAUCCCGGACCUGCAUGACCUGGAUUUUGGUGACUGCAUCUCCUCGCUGAAGGUGAUUGGGCAGCCUUGGGUGGCCUACAACGUCCCCAGGUUUGAAGGGGAUGGUUUUGCUUUUGAGGAAGGAGAUUAUGGAGAGAUUGACAGCAGCAACAAAAUCUCCUCCCUCCGAUUAGUUCACCAAGAUCUCUCCGAUCCUCAGAUCACCCUGUAUGAGGACCCCAACUUUGAAGGGCAGAGCAAGGUAGUGAAGGAGGAGACCAACCUCACCUAUGGUUACUUCAAUGACCGUGUUUCCUCCCACGUAGUACAGAGGGGAGUCUGGCUGUUGUACAAGCGCCAAAACCGUGGUGGAUGGUACCACAUUGCCUGGCCAGAGGAGCGCAUUCACGAUUACAAAACACAGCUUAAUUUUGAUGACAGCGUAUCCCACCUGCAUCCCCUCCAGCCUGGCCGCCCCAUCAUCACUGCCAAGCUACUGUGGGACCAGAAGAAAGUGGAGACUGAGAAGGACAUUCUGAUCGACGAGAUAGUGGGGACCAACUGCACCGAAUACGAGCAAGCCUUCACCGCCAACACCUGUCGGGAGUACACCGCCACGGUUUUCCAGAGUUUCCACUUCAGCAAUACCACGUCCCUCAAACUGGGCUUCUCUUUCCAGGUCACUGUGGGAGGUGCCAACAUCUUUGUGGUGGAGAAGGGGAAGCAAGAGUCUACCACCACCAGCGAGAAGGUGGAAGUUCUGCUGCCGGCCAAGAUCCCUCCGUGCACCCAGCUCUCUAUUCAAGUGAUCAAGAAAGAGACCACCACCACAGUGCCAGUUGAACUCACAAUCUGUCAAAAUGGGAAAGAAAAGACAGAGCACGCGGAAUAUCAGUGUGUGUCAGGCCGUACCAUCAGCACCAGAUAUACCAUGACACCCGCUUCAGCAACACAGGACGCUUCCCAAGCUAACCUGAUAUCCAGAAGGGUGUAGGGGGACUGCUGCCAUGCACACCAAACCCUCACAUGUGGAGUGAGAGGGACAUUUCCAAGCUCAGGCCAGGCCAGUAACAUAGUGGGAAGGAACCUAAGCUAAACUCCUGUGGAGAACCUGGCAAUGGCUACUUCCAGACUGUAUUCAGUAUGGAGGAGGAAGAGGAAAGUUAUGCUUAGUUAUAUUGGGGCACGGUGACGGUUUCGGGGAUUUGUACGAUUAGAUGGUUUGGGGAUGACAUUGUAAGUUAUUAAAAUAGUUAAAAUGGUAAUUUCUAGGUGUAAAAUUCAAGGAUCCUCUCAAGGAUGUACCACUCUAAGCAGGUCAACUGCAAAACCAAGCAUGGCUUUUUUGAUCUACCCCAUCCAGAACAUCUCUUGCUAUCCUGUUAUUACCUGGCAGGAGUUGGCCAGUCAAUGACCUGCCUUGGAGGAGGAUAAACUCAGGCAUCUCUUUAAACUUGGGCUUUUUUGGUACCUCCUACCAUAGGCUACCGAGGGUAAACUUCUCAGUGAGGGAAGGAAUUGGUGAUUUGUAUUGUUCAGGAAAUUAGCCUCUCUGUGGGUUUUAAAUGGGAAAAUAAAUUGUUCAUUUAAUUUACAUGCAACACCAAACCAUAGUUUAUGGAUUUUAACUUAAGUAGUCCAGUUGUUGUUUCUCAUUAAAAAGGUUUCUUUUAUCUCAGUUGCUGAUGUUUUGUUUAACCAGGAUUCUGAAUGUAUUUUAAAAAUAUAACUUGUUUUUCACAAGGAAGGCAUAGUGCUAGGCAUGGGGAAAUAAAACUUAAUCAGUUAAAAGCUGCAGCCCUAAUGGUAGUAGAGUCAUUGUUCAUAAUAACGCAAAAGUGCCCACUUGCCUCCAUCUCUGCAUACCGAACUUUCUGUUCCACUUGUGCUAAUGUCCCCAGCCCCAAAUUAAUAUUCAACUGAUUGUGCAAAUGUGCCAUGAAACGAGGGGAAGCUGAGUCAAAAUCCAAUUGUCAUCUAGGCUUGGGUAACCAGAUGGCUGGCACAAGAAUUGGGAAAGAACUGGGAUAUAGGAUGACAGGAAAGGGUUGCUAAAAUGGGGAGUGUCU